AUGGCCGCUGCACUCUCUCUGUGUUCCACUCUCACCCCAAAGCUUUCCAACAGUCGAGCUGCGGCGCCAUUUUUUCACACAAGGAACAAUCUCUCCUUUCUCUCCCACCACACUCUCUCGUCCCUGACACUCACGACGCGCAAACGGCCCUCGUUGUCCUUCACCGCGAAAUUGACGGGCUCGGAGAGCGCGGUUUCUGCGAGUGAGCCCGAAACCGAGAACUCGGGCCCGGAGGAUGUGCCAGAGAGUGAUCCCAGUGCGGAAAUUGCUCAGCCCAAGAGAGAGGAAGUGUUCGCUGUCGUGAUGGUGGGAUCAAGGCAGUACAUUAUGUUCCCUGGACGCUUUAUCUAUAUACAGAGGCUCAAAGGUGCCAGUGUGAAUGAUAAGAUCAUUCUGAAUAAAGUCUUGCUUGUGGGAACAAAAACGAGCGCGUACAUUGGGAAACCGCUUGUGCCAAAUGCCAGGGUAGAGGCCAUUGUUGAGGAACAAACAUUGGAUAAGAAAGUUAUUGUGUUCAAGUAUAAGAAGAAGAAGAACUACCGAAGAAAUAUUGGACACAGACAGCCUAUCACAAGAAUACGAAUUACAAGCAUCACAGGAUACCAAGACUCACCUGUUGUCACUCUUCCUCCAGCAAUGAUGACCUCUUAA
Striga hermonthica is the source of this 651-nucleotide messenger RNA. The record is from the annotation of a GenBank genome assembly. Lineage: Eukaryota; Viridiplantae; Streptophyta; Magnoliopsida; Lamiales; Orobanchaceae.